Molecule: messenger RNA, 690 nt
Organism: Aricia agestis (brown argus)
Lineage: Eukaryota; Metazoa; Arthropoda; Insecta; Lepidoptera; Lycaenidae
Exons: 6
Coding region: 36-632 (198 amino acids)
Source: RefSeq, a predicted model, not a curated record
GAACCAUAAAAUUUCCGCUCAUUUUCGCAACCAAAAUGUGCAAAGCGAUAAUACUGUGUUUUGUGUUUAUAACUGGUGCGGCGACAUCCUCCGUCGACAACAUGGAGUGGUGGGAGUACUGGAAGCUCUGCGGGCUGGCUGCCGAGCUGGUGGUGGAAGCCAAGAACAGGAUCCACCAGACUGACAAUAUAAAAGACAUGCUGGCUGGGGAGACUGGGUUCGAAGUCGGUAUGAUCAUGGGUAAAAUCCGCGACAAGUACCGAACCAUGAUGGAGCUGUACCGCAUGACCAACAACAAGUUCGUGCACAACCCCGACAUCACCCUGCCCGCUAUGACCACCAUCAAACCCCUGUAUUACAUCGUCAGGAUGGAGAUGAUCCACGCUCUGGAGGUAGAGAUAGACAGCUUGGUGCGCGUGCUGGAGGCCCUGCCCACGCGCCUCCUGGAGCCCUCCACCAAUUACUUGAAGAACAUCAACCAGGAGCAGCUGAAGUGGGCGAAAGAGAUGGAGAAAUAUAACCCAACGAAUAUGGAAGUAGAUAUCUCGAAAAUGGAAGAACAGAUGAAAGAAUAUAACAAGGACAAAUACCUAAGGACACAUCAGCAACAGAGUCAAAUUGACUUUUUUUGAAGGAGAUAUAAAGAUGUCCCGGACAGCUGACUCCCGACUCCCGAGCAUGUAAUAAAAU